Messenger RNA from Leptinotarsa decemlineata (Colorado potato beetle), 2357 nucleotides. Its product is annotated as choline/ethanolamine transporter flvcr2a. Gene Ontology annotation, molecular function: heme binding; heme transmembrane transporter activity. Gene Ontology annotation, biological process: transmembrane transport; heme export. The record is from RefSeq and is a predicted model, not a curated record. NCBI's taxonomy places the organism in Eukaryota, Metazoa, Arthropoda, Insecta, Coleoptera, Chrysomelidae. Gene Ontology annotation, cellular component: membrane.
GGUUUACGAAAAAGUGUGUUAAUAGGAAUGAUUGGCACAUGCGCAGGCUCAUGGUUGAAAUUAGGCUCAGUCAGCCAGGAUCGCUUCUGGGUGGCUUUCGUGGGUCAAUCCAUCGUAGCUUUCUGUCAAAUUUUCGUGCUUUCAGUGCCGGCUCGAGUAGCUGCAGUUUGGUUUGGCCCAUCCGAAGUGUCUUCGGCUUGCAGCAUCGGAGUGUUCGGAAAUCAGUUAGGAGUCGCUUUGGGAUUUUUUAUUCCACCACUUCUUGUUCCCGCAGAAAAAUCCAUGGAUGAAACCUCCCAAAAUCUGUACAUCUUCUAUGGAUCCCUUGCAGUAAUUUCUACAGGGAUUUUGUUGUUAGUUUUGUUCUUUUUCAAAGACGCACCUCCUACUCCUCCUUCGUACGCCGUAGCUCAGCAAGAUUCUACAGGCAGUUUCAAAGAAUUCGUAACAUCUUUGAAAAACCUUUUGAGAAACAGAUCAUUCAUGCUUCUGUUGAGCGCAUACGGUAUCAACACUGGUGUUUUCUACGCCAUUUCAACGCUACUCAAUCAGAUCAUCCUACAUUACUACCCGGACGGAAACGAAGAUGCAGGUCGAAUAGGUUUGGCCAUUGUUGUGGCCGGAAUGAUGGGAUCUGUUUGUUGUGGAGUCAUCUUGGAUAGAUAUCACAAGUUCAAGGAAACUACCCUUGUCGUAUAUGCCUUGGCACUGAUAGGGAUGGUUCUCUUCACCUUCACAAUAUCUACUGGACUAUAUGUGGUUUACAUUAUUUCAUUUCUAUUGGGAUUCUUCAUGACCGGACUGCUCCCUGUCGGUUUCGAACUAGCAGCCGAGCUGACCUACCCAGAACCCGAAGGCACUUCGGCAGGCCUGCUCAACGCGGCGGCCAAUCUAUGUGGCAUCAUUUUCACCAAUUUCUACUCUGCUAUUUUCUAUCACGUCGACGUCGUGUGGGCCAACAUAUCCAUGAGCUUGAUGUUGGUUGUAGGGACAAUUCUUCUGGCAUGCACCAGCCCAGAUUUGAAGAGGCAGGCUGCGCAAGGCGAGAAAAAUGGCGUACCGUGAAGGAACACUUAGGAAAUUGGUCUACUUAUUAUUUACUGCUUGAGGUUCAACCUUAGAAGUUGGAAGUAGGUGUAAUAAUAGACAAUCCGUCGAUUGACAUAAUGAAUUCGUCGUAACAUAUUUACGAUGCAAAUAUUAAAAAAAGCUGAUAAGAGCCAUUUUCAAAAGCAAACAAUAGACCCUAUCGGAUAGGUAUUUUAUUUGGAACACAUGUUUUUUUGUCAUUAGUGUUAGUUUUCAUGUUAAUUGUUCAUGACGUUACUGCCACUAAUUAUUUAUGAAACUAAAUAGAAAAUGAAUACAAUGAAAACAGCAACUAAAACUCAAAAUUCGACAAAUAAAUAUCAAUUACAUAUGGAAAAUACAUAGAGUAAUCAACUUAGAAAAAAAUACAUAUGUUCCAAACCCACAUGUCAUCGAAACACGUGUCGAAGUGUUAAAAAUAACGAUUUGGUGUUGGGAAAAAACUCCAGUAUUAUUCAUUACUUCACCAAAAGUUCUGUUCCGUCUUCACCAGUAUUUUAUUUUUUUUAUUUUUCAUUUUUUUUCUUUGUGUAUUUGUCUACUGAUGAUUUUCAUUCAAUUUCAAUUCCACAAAAUUUGUAUUUAACGCGAAGUUCGGCUGUGUUUCCUAUUCUGAUUAAAUAUAUGGAGCGCUCCUCGUAUCAAUAUAUUUGGUCAAUCGCUGAAACAGCAGCAGAACAACAGGGAUUCGAUAUAUAGACUCGCUACAGAAAGCAUUUCAGGUGAUUCGACAAGCUACUCAAUUAAGAAAGUUGCUGGCCAGCUAGUGCCGUGUGAUCCAACGGGUUCUUACGAUCAUCCUCCUGGAACCAGAAAUCUCUCUACAAGCCGCUACUAGAGCCGACAUACACUCAGGUGAGAACCACAGCCACGUAAUCUCUCUCGCUCUUUUUUUUUGUCUCCAGAACAAAAUUCUAUCGGGAACUUUCUCAAAUCAUACAAUCCUGUGUUAUACUACAGUCCACUUAUCUAAUGAAGCUACAGGUUCCAAACAGGGCAUCAUAAGAUACAGGGUGUUAAAAUGAAAAUAAAAAAAGUUAUUCGUAAAUAUCCUUCACCUAAUUUUGUUGUAAUUGUCAGUGGUAUUUAUAUUAUUAAGGAGCUAAUUUAGCCCGAACGUCCAGUGGCGUCUCGAGCGGGAUUUGAACGAAUAUUUUUGACUUAAAAAUGUACGCCACCGACUUUUGUGCAGUUUUCAUUGUUGUAUUUGGUUUAGCAAUUAGAAAUACAACUUUUUUGUCUCUUGAAUUUUAUUCUUAUCUUGCUUA